AUGAGCGGCGUGCGUGCUCAUAUCGCCAACCGGUUGCGCAGUUCGUCCCAGUCCCAGAACCUCUCCGCCGUCCCACCUAGACCCGAGUCUCAGGAUUACUCCCCCGAACUUGCCCGCCACGCCGCGAGCAUACUGUUCCAAUCGCCCAUUCCUUCCAAGGACAACCGACCGGUAUACAUUCUAAAUGCGGCUGCGCUUCCAGACUCGCAUGAGGAGAACUUCGAUCAGCUCCUGCCGUACGUGCUUGCCCGACUCCCUGAGGAAGAUGACCUGGUGAAGGGGUUUGAGUAUGAGGUCGUCUUCUUCGCCGGCGAUUCUGAUGGCUCUGCAACAUCGAAGAAACACAGACCUGGCUGGGGCUGGUUUCUGCAGGCAUACCAUGUCCUCUCAAGGGCCAUGCGCAAGAGACUGCAAAAGCUGUAUAUUGUUCACGAGAAGGCCUGGGUCAGGAUUCUCACCGAGAUCUUCUCCACCAUAGUCAGCCCGAAGUUUAGGAGGAAGAUUAUUCAUGCAUCAACCCUGACCAACCUCGCCUUACACAUUCCCAUCGAAGACCUGCUCAUCCCUCCGUCCACGUACCUCCACGACCGACGCAUAUCCGACGACAUAUUCGCGCCGUAUGCGAGCGGGCGCCGAGCAUUCUGUGCCCACCAGCCCUUCCCAACGAGCAGCAACGGCAAACCACGCUUUCCGCGCAUUCUGCGUGAGACAACUGCCUUCCUCCUUAUGGAGCAGAACAUAAAGGCUGAGGGGCUCUUCCGAGUGCCUCCGCACUCAAGACUGCGAGAUGUGCUCAAGGAAGCAUAUGACCGGGGUCAGAAGUACAUCGUCUGGAAGGACAACGGAGCGACUCUGCCACUGCCUCCAUACCCACGCGCCGAGCAUCAGAACGAGAUCAUUGCAGAGCUUGAUCCAAAGGAUGCCUACAGUGUCUUCAUGGCUGCUGCGCUCAUAAAGGCAUGGUACGCCGAUCUGCGCCAGCCUAUAUUCCCCCAGUCCUCAUAUCGCGACUUGAAGCGCUUGUACGGCAAUCCAGACGACGUCCCUGACCUCAACCGACUCGCCGAGCUGUUCUCUCCGUCUUCUGAAUGGUCCUUCCUCCCAGCCGUGUCACGCGAAAUUCUCGUUAGGCACCUACUCCCCCUCCUCUCGGCAGUUGCGGCUCGACAGGAGCAAAACAAAAUGAACGCUGAGAAUCUGGCUGUCUGCAUUGCACCGGCUCUGCUAUGCGGCCCAGAUCAGCUCGAAGACGCUAAAAUGUCGUCUAUCAUAAGAAGGGUUUUUAUGGAGGCCAUCGAUCUAUGGUCUCAGGGGCUGAGGGAGGCCUGUGGGCAGACUGAAGAUGCAUUCACCAAGGAGCUGAAGCUUCCACAGAAUGAGUCUGACUGGGAAGAUCCACUAGAAGGAAGAAGAAGGACUGAGGAAAGGAAGUCCUGGGACGAGAACCAGAGCACUGGCAUCAUUCUCCAGGACAACGAAAGCCUGCCAAUUUCGGAGAAGACCGCGGGACAGCCGCCCCCUUUACCUCCUCGUGCUGGAGCGUCAUCGGGUCGCCCUUCUCCAGAUUCCAUCACCCAACGCAAAGCAGUACCACCUCUCCAGGCACCUCCACGUUACUCCACCAUUGUUACGGAUAGUCCUAUCGAUGAUACAGAAUCUCCUAUAACCUACGCGGCGACGGUAGAUGGGUUUGCGCCGCGUGGAGGAGACCGAAGUCUUCCUGACCGGACGGCGGCUACUCAUUCAGCGAAUGAGAAGAAGUCUGGUACGAUUUUUGGCGAUUCUUUUGCUCCUCCUCCAAUCAUUCUUCCGAAAGGGAAAGCCCUGACAGCAGAGCAGAUUGACAAUGCUGAACAUGCCGUCGCCGACGCACAGGCGCGGAAGGCGUCGGGGCAAAAGGAGGCUGAGAUAGCACAAGCGCCAAAAGUCCCGGAAUCCAGGGGCUUCGCUUUGCCGGGGCUUGCAGAUCUUCACGUUCAGAAACCCGGGAGCGGACCAUCAGUGAGGCGGAAAGCAGUCCCCUCAGCUACGUAUAGUAUGGAGGAAACUGUGUCCCCAGAGAGCGUUUCUUCAAUCACCUCAUCUACUCUUGCGGCUCCAGUACCCGUUAACGAGUUUCGUCGGCCUAGUCUGCCCGCCUCAGCGAACCGUGGCCCUAACAUCACGUCUCUUGCGCGUCCCGUCUACCCAGCUACAAAUCCCGUAGCCAAUCGGCCACCUUCUAAGUCAACGUCUCUUCCAGUUCCUGGGCCUAAGCCGCGGACGCCGUCACCAUCCCUGUUACAGCGGAUGCCGUCUUUUGACACGUCGAAGAAGGAGGCAAGCUUAGCUCCACUUGCUCCUGGUAGACUCGAUCUAAGAAAGCAGUCUGUUGAUGAUCUGCGGAGGCUAUAUGAGGAGAGGGCGGGGACCGCACAAGCUUUGGUUGAGGCGAAUAGGAGGGCGUAG
Molecule: messenger RNA, 2448 nt
Organism: Trematosphaeria pertusa
Lineage: Eukaryota; Fungi; Ascomycota; Dothideomycetes; Pleosporales; Trematosphaeriaceae
Exons: 2
Coding region: 1-2448 (815 amino acids)
Biological process (GO): small GTPase-mediated signal transduction
Cellular component (GO): cytoplasm
Molecular function (GO): GTPase activator activity
Source: RefSeq, a predicted model, not a curated record